AUGAAAGUUUUGGCACUCUUAUACGCGGCAUAUCUACUAGGAUUUGGCUCUUGUGAAGAUGAUAAGGUUAUAGAAAUACAACCAUUGACAUAUACAACUAUACUGUCCAGACAAAUCCUAGAUAUUGCCAGAAUUAAUACCUCUACUUUCACAGUCUAUCAAUGCAACGACAACGGGAAUGAGAUUGUCUUUGUGGUUCCUAAUAAUGGUGUAAUUGUAACAACGAUCAUUAACAAUGACGUUGGCAUUUGGUCUCCACAACAAAGUGAAAAAUUUGAUUAUCUCAAAAUAUAUCUGAAGCACGGUCAACCACAUCUUCUGUAUAUUAUGAAGACGAGCCUUAACUUCUCAAAUUGUAGAUGGUACGUAAGGAAUAAAGAUAAAUGGGAAUGUUGUUCCAAAACGUAUAAUGAACAUAUAGAUAAGUUGAAGAUUCCUUUAGAAAGGACAUAUGCCUUCACGUUGGACAUUGAGAAUGGUACAGAUACAACAGAAUGCCAAAUAUUUGAUAUUAAAUUAGCUGGAGCUCCAAUGAGACUCUUUUUCUCUAAAUCAGGCUAUUAUUCUGAUGAAGUUGUCGAUGGACAAAAACUCAUCUGGAGGGCAGAGAGAAAUGAAAAGUGUAUAUCAUCUGAUGUUUAUUUAGAGAAUUUUCGCCCUGUAUUAAUUAUCAUAUUUAUUAUAAAUGAGAAAGGAGAGGACGAAUAUAAACAUCUGAAGAAGACAUAUGGAGAAUGGUAUUAUUUAUCUCGAGAAGAUUUUGAGACUGAGAGAGAUGGACUCCGGAAUUAUCAUCCAACACGUAUGGAAAUGAUAGAAAAACUUAUUGUGGAUGAAGGGAUAGUAUCCUGGAACAAUAUUUUUGACAAGUUGGUGGCAGGCCUUCGGACAGCAUACCAAUAUUCAUAUCUCAUGCUUUCAAGGUUUUACAACCUGAGAAAUUUAAGGUGUUCGAAUAAUACAACCGAGUUGAAUGCUACAGUUUGCCAAGAACUUGAAAGUGUUGUUGUAUAUACGCACAAUGUAGGAAAUUCAUAA
Molecule: messenger RNA, 1038 nt
Organism: Theileria equi strain WA
Lineage: Eukaryota; Apicomplexa; Aconoidasida; Piroplasmida; Theileriidae
Product: signal peptide containing protein
Exons: 1
Coding region: 1-1038 (345 amino acids)
Source: RefSeq, a predicted model, not a curated record